Messenger RNA from Colletotrichum paranaense, 2775 nucleotides. Its product is annotated as ubiquitin carboxyl-terminal hydrolase. The transcript is spliced from 4 exons. Bases 1 to 2775 code for a protein of 924 amino acids. Gene Ontology annotation, cellular component: cytosol; nucleus. Lineage: Eukaryota; Fungi; Ascomycota; Sordariomycetes; Glomerellales; Glomerellaceae. The record is from RefSeq and is a predicted model, not a curated record. Gene Ontology annotation, molecular function: cysteine-type deubiquitinase activity. Gene Ontology annotation, biological process: protein deubiquitination.
AUGCCGGGGGGCGGAGGGCCAGGAGGAGGUGUCGAUAUGGGUGGUGGUCCCGGAGGGGGUAACAGACGGAGGAUGCAGCAACAGCCGACGUAUGCGCAAUACCAGCAAUAUCAACAGUAUCAGCAGCAGCCCAUGUAUCCAAACUACAUGAACCCCUACGCUCAGCCGACGCCGUAUUACCAUCAGCUGCCGCAUCAGUACCAGAACGGAGGCAUGCCCUCUGGCUACAUGCACUAUCAGCAACAGCAGCCCUACGUGCGAUCACCACAGGCCAUGCCUCAACCUCAAUAUGUCCCCAUGGCCGGCGUGAGCGUUCCUCAGCCGUAUUCGCAACCGUCGCCUGCUCUCUCAACGCCGUAUCACCCACCUCCCGUCCCUGCUGUCAACCCUGUUCAGACGCCGCCGCCUCCUCCGCCUCCGCACGUUGAACCUACGCCCGAGCCUUCAGUCGUCACACCUUCUGUAGUGUCCUCGGUCGUGUCUUCAUCAGUCGUCACGCCUUUCGCUGAGCCAUUCCACCCGGCCGCGGCGCCCCCAGCCCCUGCCUCUGCCCCUGCUCCCGAGAGCCCAGAGCUUCCCAAAGAUGUAAAGGAAUUUCGCGCACCACUCCCUUGGACACCUCCCGACCAAGCACCGUUCCCUAGAAGGGCUCCCAAGUCAAGGCGAAGCAGAAGAUUGAUGAGCGCGAAUGCUCAGAAUCUGACACUGCCUGUGGAGCAGCACGAGGGCGCUCUCGAGUCGGCCACCAAAAGCGGCACGGAGGACAGCCUCCAAGUGAAGGCCGAUGCGAAGAAGGUGGCGCUCUGGAACUCCAAGGACACCGACUCCGAGAGUGCCACCGUGAGAGCAGACUCCCUGGCGUCUGAAACUCCUAAGGAGAGUGACAGGUCAGCGACUAGCGUCUCAAACAUGGGCAGCCCGAAGGUGAAUGUACCGGGGUCUGAGGCCAGACCCACGACAAGCAACUCGAACGCCUCGGCGUCCCGCCCUGCCGUUCCUGUUGUCCCAGUCAUUCCAGCUCUUCCAAAGAGCAGCCCCAAGGAGGCUAAGGCAACAAGCGUCAGCCAGCUCGCAGAAGAGCCCAAGCAAGUUGCAUCUCGAGAGGCGAAGCCUGCUGAAGCAACAGAGGGCACGGAAGUUGCUGGCGCGGAGCAAGAGAAGCUCGAGGCUCCUCCGGCAGCUCCCGCCAAGGCGGGCCCGAAGUCAUGGAGUGGACUGUUCUCCGCAGCCGCCGCCGCUGCUGCUCCCAAGGCGCAGCCCGCUGCUAAUGGCCCUAUUGCUCCGGCCGCGGCCAACGGUGCCACCACAAAUGGCGAUGGUGCUGUCAACGGCAGCGCACCCACCUUUUCUGCAGGAAACACUAACUCUCUGGCAUCUGCCAUCCAAGACUUCCGGGUUAGCAAUGCUGCCAGGGUUCAGUUCAUCGAGCCGAGAGGCCUGAUCAAUACCGGCAAUAUGUGCUACAUGAAUUCAGUUUUGCAAGUCCUUCUUUUCUGUGCGCCAUUCUACAACUUCUUGGAUCAGGUCAGCAAGAAGGCUGUGCACAAGUUCAAGAGCGACACGCCCGUCAUAGAUGCCAUGAUUAUGUUUAUGAGGGAAUUCCGGGUCAUCGACUCGACUGAAACGGUCGAGAAAUUGCGCCGGAAGCUCAAGAGCGAGCAGCUGGAGCAAUAUGGUGAUUCGUUCAUUCCCGAGUUUGUGUACAAGGCCAUCCAGCCUCUCCCGGCGUUUGCUAGCAUGAGACGUGGACACCAGCAAGAUGCUCAGGAGUUCCUGGGUUUGAUUCUCAAUGCCAUCGACGAAGAAUGCGCCCAAGUAAUGUCAACGAGUGGCUCUUCCAAUGGGGCCGCUGAAACCCGGCCUACAUCCUCCGCCGCCAGCGUUGUUGAGUCGAACGACGGCGCGGACGGGUGGUUUGAAGUUGGAUCGAGACAAAGGGCAGUUGAGACGCGCUCGUCCGGAGCCAGCUCGACGACGCCCAUCACUCGUUUGUUUAGUGGACAGUAUCGAUCAGAGCUUCGCCGUCCUGGUGUGAAGGACUCGGUGACUACGGAGCCUUUCCAGUCCCUGCAGUUGGACAUUGGCGCCCCGUACAUUCACAACGUUGUCGACGCGAUAAAGGGUCUAACGGUGCCCGAGAGGCUACAGGGCGAUGCUGCCCCCAUGACGAAGCAGACUCUGAUUGAGACUUUGCCCCCGAUUCUCAUCCUUCACCUGAAGCGCUUCAAGUUCGACACUGAAGGAACGACCAAGAUCGGCAAGAAGGUCGGUUACCCUCUCGACUUGCAGCUCCCCGCGGAAGUUCUCUCGAAGCGACGACGCAACGCUCUUGUCUCCGAGGGUGCCGGCAUGCCCAAGUACAGGCUCAUCGGUGUCGUCUACCACCACGGCAAGCAAGCCAACGGCGGUCACUACACAGUGGAUGUGCGACGGCAAGACGAAAAUGAGUGGAUCCGCCUGGAUGAUACGAUCAUCCGACGUGUCCGCAGUGAGGACGUGGCCGAGGCUGGUGCGGAGGAGGAUGCCAAGGACACGGGCCGAUCAGGUCCCGCGUCGCGCGACGCGUCGACCAACCGGUUCGGCGCCAUGGCAGACGACGACGAGGGUGAUGAUUGGAAGGAGGUCACCACCUCUGCGAAGGGCGGUGAUAAGGGCGGCGAGAAGAAGUGGAGCGCCGUGGCCAACGGCAAUGGCACCGCGUCCAAGGGAAAGCCGGCCAAGGACAACAUCAAGGACAACAAGGUUGCCUACCUGCUAUUCUACCAGCGAGUCUGA